Messenger RNA from Ctenopharyngodon idella (grass carp), 2397 nucleotides. RefSeq names its product solute carrier family 22 member 6. The record is from RefSeq and is a predicted model, not a curated record. Lineage: Eukaryota; Metazoa; Chordata; Actinopteri; Cypriniformes; Xenocyprididae. Gene Ontology annotation, molecular function: transmembrane transporter activity. Gene Ontology annotation, cellular component: membrane. Gene Ontology annotation, biological process: transmembrane transport.
UUAUUGACCCCGUCGCGUCACUGGUGAGAGAUUCUAACUCAAGGAGUCCAAACCAACAACUAUGCUGCUCACAUAACCAGAAAGACUUGCAGAGGAAGGAAAGACUUCUUCAGAAGUCCCAGUCAUGAUGUCAGGAACAUUAACACGUUUCAAAUGCUGACUCUCAGUGAAAGAUCAGUGUUCGUUCUUGUAAGUUUAUUUAGGGAUACAACUCCUUUAUAAGGGAACUUUACCUCCAAGCACCGGCGAAAUGAAGACGGACGGCGCCUUUCGUCGUAAGAAUAUAGCGAGCAAGUCUUUGAACCACACAGUGGACAUUAAUAUUUCCAACAUCACAACUCGGACGGACAAUCACAGCGACUUCACAAGUGAUCUCACGUGUCACGAGGCAAAUAAUUUUGCACAUGGGCAAGCGACAUACAUGACGGGUUUACUUAUCGGCUCUUUAUUCGGGGGCGCUGUAUCUGACAGGUAUGGAAAGAAAUUACUUCUCGUUUGCUGCUCAGCGGUCCAUGCAGUCGCUACCCUGAUAGUGGCAUUUCUGCCGUAUGUGCCCGCGUACCUGACUGCCCGCUGCAUCAGUGGUGCAGCCUGUUGUGCCAUUCACAUCUGCACCUACAGUUUAGGGGUUGAAUGGAGUCUGCCCAAGUAUCGUAUCUGGCCAUCUGCCCUGUUUUCUUUCAUCUUCAGUCUGGGAAUGAUGGGAUUGGCCGCCGUAGCUUUCUUGACCAGUGGCUGGAUGCAGUUUCAUCUGGCACUAGGCAUCCCUCAGAUCCUCUUUCUACCUCUUUAUUUCUUUCUUCCAGAAUCUCCUCGAUGGCUGCUUCUUAAUAAGAGGAUGAAAACACUAGAGAACUAUCAGAAUAGAAGUCCUGAAGACAAGCACUACUUGGAUCUUCUUUUGGAGUCUGUGGACAUUAAGACGGAGAAGUCACCCUCAGAGAAGUCUUUCACUAAAACAGAGUCUAAUUUCUCCAACUUUACAUCACAUACUAUACUGCUGCGCCUGUUUAUCAUGAGUUACAUUGGUUUUGCAUCUGCUCUCACUUAUUAUGGGAUCUGCUUCAGUGUGGGAAGUUUUGGAGUAAAUAUCUAUCUGGCGCAGUUUUUCUCUGGACUAUCAGAGGCUCCCUCUUUGCUGCUUCCAUUUCUGUUGAAGCGAUGGGGCCGCAGGCCGUUCAGCAUGGGCUCGCUGUUCCUUAGUGGCAUUUCCUGUAUGCUGUCCCUCCUCGUUUCCAAGUUCUGCGACAUGCCUGCCCUUGUUAUGACUCUGGCGCUGAUGGGCAAGCUGUGUAUGCAAUCUACCUCCUGUGUCUCUGUGCUCUAUGGGAUUGAGCUGUUCCCAACUGUAAUAAGGCAGAAGUGCGUCGGCCUGGUUAGUCUUUGUUACCGAGUGGCCUGUAUUAUAAAUGCGGUGGUUACCCCUGAGGGCGGGAUCCCUCUACCAGCUAUGAUCUGUUACAGCAGUGGGCCAAUCAUUGGUGCAGCCCUGUGCCUGCUCCUUCCAGAGACCAGUGGCAUCCCUUUACCAGACACAGUACAGGACUGUGAGAAACAGCCCAGACUGAAGCUAUCAUGCUGUGCAUGUUGGCCCAUGAAGUCUAAACAGGAGUCAGGUGCUUCUUUUACCAAGGAGAUGGACAUGAAGAACCAAAUGGAAUGCAGUCCCCUCUCAGCAUAGUCAACAAGUGGAAAUUCUUUCCUGUCAUAGCAGAAAGUGACUUGUUCACAUUUUUUAUUUCUUUUAAUGUCUUUUUUAUAACAAUGAAGUAAAAGUGAGGGUCUUUUUUCAAUAAUGAACUUUACUUCUGGAUGAUGAUACUGUAACAUGUCAAAACUCAUGUUAUAUUGGAAUCAUUCAAUGCUGCUAUUGAUAAAUGCACAAUAUGUCUUUAUAGAGGACAUCUUCAGCUCAAAAACACGCACACAUUAUUAUACAUUUUCUCCUUUGAGUAACCUGUUUUGUAAAGAUUUGACAAAUUCACAGAAUUGAUCUCCUAUCAUUUUCUUUGAUUUUUAAAAAGUAAAAUAUUUACUUUCACAAAAACACUUGGGAGCAAAGUCUGCAAUUCUUACACAAGUCUUACAAAGAAAUAGUAGGUUAAAUCAUUGUUUUGAACAGCUUGCAUAUAUACCAUGCAACAAUAAUACUACAAUCUUCAACUCAGAUAUAAUGUGCACCUUUCUGAUUUUAUUAAAAAAGGUUAUUUAUUGGUAUCUGUGGUUCUUUGAACAUCCAUUAAAAAAAAAACAUCCAAAAGGUUCUUUAUAGUGGAAAAGGGUUCUUUAGAUUAUUAAAAUGACCCUCACACUAAGAAAACAAUUGUUUCAUUUUCUUGAUAUCAAAGACUUCCUGUAUGCAGUUGUUUGCUGAAGUGGAAUAGAAUUUGAACUGAA